Otolemur garnettii (small-eared galago) is the source of this 1442-nucleotide messenger RNA. RefSeq names its product DnaJ heat shock protein family (Hsp40) member C9 (gene DNAJC9). The record is from RefSeq and is a predicted model, not a curated record. Gene Ontology annotation, cellular component: nucleus; cytoplasm. Gene Ontology annotation, molecular function: heat shock protein binding. The transcript is spliced from 5 exons. Lineage: Eukaryota; Metazoa; Chordata; Mammalia; Primates; Galagidae. Bases 127 to 909 code for a protein of 260 amino acids.
CCCGCCUCUCCCUAGCCUUUUGUGACGCGACGCCCUGGGCGUUUUGAGCGGGAAAAAAACCUCUUGGAGCUCCAUAGCGUUGAGUGUGUGACCGGCUGUUUUCGUGGAGGUCCCCCGGGGCCCAGCAUGGGGCUGCUGGAGCUGUGCGAGGAAGUGUUCGGCACAGCCGACCUUUACCGGGUGCUCGGCGUGCGGCGCGAGGCGUCGGACGGCGAAGUCCGACGCGGCUACCACAAAGUGUCCUUGCAGGUGCACCCAGACCGGGUGGGCGAGGCCAACAAGGAGGACGCUACCCGCCGCUUCCAGAUCCUGGGAAAAGUCUAUUCUGUUUUAAGUGAUAAGGAACAGAGAGCAGUGUACGAUGAACAGGGAACAGUGGACGAGGACUCCGCUAUGCUCACUCAAGACCGAGAUUGGGAGGCCUAUUGGAGGUUACUCUUUAAAAAGAUCUCUCUAGAGGACAUUCAAGCUUUUGAAAAGACAUACAAAGGUUCUGAAGAAGAGCUGGCUGAUAUUAAACAGGCCUAUCUGGAUUUCAAGGGUGACAUGGAUCAGAUCAUGGAGUCUGUGCUUUGUGUGCAGUACACAGAGGAACCCAGGAUAAGGAAUAUUAUUCAGCAAGCUAUUGACACCGGAGAGGUCCCAUCCUAUAAAGCCUUUGUCAGAGAAUCGAAACAAAAGAUGAAUGCAAGGAAAAGGAGGGCUCAGGAAGAAGCUAGAGAAGCAGAAAUAACCAGGAAGGAGUUGGGGCUUCAUGAAGGAGUGGAUAACUUGAAAGCAGUCAUUCAGAGCAGACAAAAGGAUCGGCAAAAAGAAAUGGACAAUUUUCUGGCUCAGAUGGAAGCAAAGUACUGCAAACCUUCCAAAGGAGGAGGGAAAAAAACAUCUCUCAAGAAAGAAAAGAAAUAAUGGAAUUUUUCUUUUCGAAGAUCUUAGGUACUAAUUGGUGCCAUUGUAAGCAAGGUGCAGGCAAAAGUCAACCCAAUUCUUGAGAGGUGUUUUUCCAGCCUAAAUUAUUCAGAUUGACUAAACCAAGAAGAGUGUCUGAACCUGAUUUUAUUAUUUCCUGGAAAUCACCUGAUAUUGUGUGAAAUCUCAUGUGAAUUUGUUGGUGAUGGGUGGGAGGGCAGUAUAAUUCCCGACAGCACUUCCUUUGGAUUGUCUGUACGUGAAGCUCUUAUCUAGAAGAGGGGGGGUCUCUCCAUAUUGUUUUUUUGUGAUGUACAUAUUUCGUGGAAUUGAAAUUCUGCCUAGGUAGGACACUUCCAUAACACUGAACAGCCAUCUUUCAAAUAACUGCCAAAUUACAUUUGGUCUUAAUGAUCCAGAAUAGAUUGUUUUAUUCAGACAGGUUCUGUACUCCUAAAGUAUAGGAAAAACAGGUGUUCAGAUUACUUCAAGCAUUUUUCUAAGACUUGUAUAUGAUUAAAUGAGCAAAAUGA